Molecule: messenger RNA, 3506 nt
Organism: Cyprinus carpio (common carp)
Lineage: Eukaryota; Metazoa; Chordata; Actinopteri; Cypriniformes; Cyprinidae
Product: protein ADM2-like
Biological process (GO): regulation of systemic arterial blood pressure; adenylate cyclase-activating G protein-coupled receptor signaling pathway; positive regulation of heart rate
Cellular component (GO): extracellular region
Molecular function (GO): hormone activity
Source: RefSeq, a predicted model, not a curated record
GAAAAAUCGCGUUGUAGUCCCUCCCAGUUCAUAUUUAAACGCGUCAAUGUCAGCUGAACCUCAGACUUCACAAGAGCUGAUCUUGGCGAGCGCGUGCGCACCCGUGGGAAAAUUCUCGAGACACUUUUGCGCGUGGCAUUAGAUCUUCACCUGAGAUAAAGGAACAGCUAAAACACCACAGUACCCUAAAGUUGGACUUUUAGUCUGACUUGGAAGCUUCAGUUGCUGGAAAUUCAAUAUUGUCCAGGUGCAUUGGAAGCCCCCUCCUGACCAAGGGGGCGUGAAAACAUUAUUCGCCCACGAUGAGAGCGCUUUUCCCGGUUUUUGUGUAUUGCAUCAGCCUGCUCUCCUCACAACUGCUGGCUCUACCGGUGAGAAACAGGUUGGACUUCAUGACAAGACUCCAUCAGCUAAGAGAGGAAGACACCAUCUCUCCAGAUGUUACUGAGCGCCCAAACACUGACCAUGGCGUCUCCAUCGACCGCACCAUUCUAUGGAGGGCCAUUCUCUCCAAAUCACCACCUUCAGACCCAACAAGAAACCAAUUCCACAUCGGUCAGCCAAUAGCAGGAGAGUCCACCAAAACAGGAGAGAUCCCUAGACACAGAGGUCGUCGCAACGUGCACUCAAAAGGCCACCACAACCAUCGUAACGCCCAACUGAUGCGCGUCGGAUGCGUCCUCGGUACCUGCCAGGUACAAAACCUCAGUCAUCGCCUUUACCAACUGGUCGGGCAAAGCAAACGGCAAGAGUCACCCAUUAACCCACGCAGUCCACACAGCUACGGAUGAGUCUAGAGGGACAUCCGGCUAAAACUAAGACCAAGAAAACAGCGUUACACAUAUCUGCCCUGAUGUUUGUCUAUUUUAUUGCAAUAGGAUACUGCUGUAGUACUCUUUCCUCCUCUCUGCCUUGGUUUUCUGGAGUGUAUACUGUGCCUUUUUGGAAAGAAAGGACCUCUUGUUACUUGAUGGCGAAUUUUGAAUUGGGUGCCUCUGAAACACUUUGAUCCUGGCCUCUCAUUUUUUGGUACUCAAACAGAUUCUUUAUUUUCAUAUUGUCAUUAAGUCUUCAGAUAAGAGAUUAUUCCGCAUUACGUCCCGACUCAUCUAAGGCUGUUAACUUCUACACCACUGAUCAAACCGCCUGAGCCUUUAAUGUGGAUUUCAACAAGGUGUGGGAUUGGAUUUCUGUCAAUGUGAGGCUCAUGUGUUCCAAAAAACUCUGAACCCUCUCACCUUGUGUCUCACCAAAAGACUUUUAAGAAGAAAGCAGACUUCGGAGGUGGUGCAAGACCACCAUCUGAUACCUUGUCACUUGAAUAACUUCUGCAACUUUGGGUUUAAAUGUUGGGUUUUGGACAAUGGCGAAUUGUCUGAAUUUAUAAACACAGUGGUCCCUUGGUUGAACCCGCAUAACAAUACAGUAGCAAUCGCCGUCGAAUCCGGAUUAACACAUUGUUGCUUCCCCGUGUGCUUUGAGGUCUGGCGCCUGAAAUAUUACACUUCACGUGGUUCAUAAAGUCACGAGAAUAAGUUGUAAUCCGCAAGGUCUCAGUUUCAACUCCUGCUGGGCUUUGCCGCAUUUUAUAAACAGAAGCAAGACUUUUUGGAGCAUUUCUAAAUCAUGGUCAUAACUCACCCAAAAAUACCCAUAACCAAGGUUACAGCUCCAUAAUAGAGGCUAAAACUAGCUUAAGGGCUGCUUGAAAACCAUUUUGAUUGCCAAAAACACUUCCUUCACAACACAAUAUUUCAUUAUGUCAUGAUUUACUCAUAUUAAGUUCCAAACUUGUCAAUCAAAAAAUGUCAAACAAAAAAUGUCCGUACAAUGCGAGUCAAAGGGAUCUGAAGUUGGUUUUGGACCCCAUUCACUUGCAUUGUAAUUUCUUAACACACGUUGACUGGCAUUGCUUAAGUAAUUCUCAAACUCAUUCUUGUAACUCUAAUGAAAGAUUCUAGUUCUACCAAAAUUUGAGGAGCAAGCGUUCCAAAGUCUUUCGGGAAAAUGGCCUUCCAAAAGCACUUCCCAGAAUUCCCUUUUGUUAUAAUAAUCAUGUCUGAAUACGUGGGUGGAUACACACACCAAAAAUACCCGACAGGCGCAGGAAAAGUAGCCGUAAAAACCGACCAAUUUAAUUGAAAACUUUCAGAAACCUUCCAUGCCUUUUGGGGGUCUGUGGAUGUCGGGGAAUGCUGCGAGACAUCAAAGUACAUGUCUGAGGAUUAAAAUAGCAGAAGUAAUCCCAAAAAUCCUACUUAAACAUCUAAAAACUCAAUUCCAGCUAGGUAUCCAGGCCAAACUCUCCCACUAUGUGAUGUAUGUUAUAGGACAGCUUGCUUUCAAAUGGCUCCAGAAAGGCAGAGAACCGACCAAAAAACCUGAAUUUACUUGAUACCUUUCUGUGCAUUCGCAUUAUACUGUUCAUUUAUCUUUAAACGGGCUGAAAUUGGUGUUCAUAACUGUAAAAAGGUCUUGUUCCUUGUCAUGGCUGAUUCUAAUGAUGAUGAUCAUAGGAAGUAGUAAUCGCUGGUGCUUUGGCGCUAAUCUGCUCAAAGGCUCUCUAUAUAUCCGACACCAUUCUCUCUGCUGUAAUCGAUCUGAUUGAUGUCUCGUGACUAAUCAUAAUUAAAAGGCUUUUAAACUGCUGAGAGCCUGGUUAAUCUGUACUUUUUGCACAGGGAGAGCCUCUUAACCUGCCUCAUGUUGACUUAUAUAUUGAUCACAUUCCUUUUUUUUUUGACUAUUUAACUAUCUAUUUAUUUAUUUUUGGAUGAGUUGUUGUGAACGUCUUGGUGACAUGGGUUGGAACGUAACAAGUGCGUCAGUAUCUGGCCCUGAUCGUUCUUUGUACACAUGUGUUUUUGUGUGCUGUCUCUGUGUAUUGCGUAUUUUCAUGACCUUUGUCCCCCUUUAAAGCCCUGCUUGGUUCAUUAAGUAAAACACAAGCAUUCUAUGUUUGUGAUGAAGGAAUACACAGAAAGUUAUGAAUCUGUGUCCUAAAGACGUGUGUGUGUGUGUAUGUGUGUGUGUAUGAACGUCAUCCUGGCCAUGAGCAUAACUUUAAAUGUUUUAAUUGAUAUUAAGGGUCAGUUGUGCUGUUACUACCAUGCCAAGCACUUUAAAGCAAGAGCAUGUUUUUAUUUUUGUCACUUGAACUUCAGAUUUGUGAGUUUUGUGUACUGAUUUUGAGUAGGAUCUGUAUGAAUGUAUUUUAAAGGGCGUUAGCACACCGAAUUAGGACGUACUCAGUAUCAUGUACACAAUCUUUUGUGAAUACUAUUAUUAGGUUUGAUAUUUAAGUAUUUAUGUUUGCAUUUGUGUAUCUAUGUCACCAAAGACGUUAUUUAUCGCAUACAGUGUUUUCUCACACCUCAGAGUUGUUCUCUGGGUACGAAAAAAUAGAGUAUAUUUAGGGAAGACGAUAAAAUUAAUUUGUCACGCCCAAACAAUGUUCUUUUUUCUCUGUGAAAUAAAGCACUACGUAGUAGUGAGAUGAAAUCUGA